Molecule: messenger RNA, 4530 nt
Organism: Ylistrum balloti
Lineage: Eukaryota; Metazoa; Mollusca; Bivalvia; Pectinida; Pectinidae
Exons: 8
Coding region: 232-3147 (971 amino acids)
Molecular function (GO): protein binding
Source: RefSeq, a predicted model, not a curated record
ACGUUAGCUGUCUGGGGCAACUAACAUGGAGAUAUCUCGUACCUAGAUGUAUAUACCAGCAGUUACCUACCUAAAUGCAUCGGUUUGUGUGCAAGUGCGUUUCUGAUGUCAACAAGAAAGAGGUUGAGAGGCACUGACGUCUAUCCUCCUACCAUCAGCUUUUAAUAUUCAAUGUCCGUUGUCCUUAUACAAACAUCUUUCCCUCUUCCUUCUCUCUGAAUCAGUAGCGAAAUGGCCUUCAGGCACGUCUGUACAGCUGAAACUACCAACUUUGCCCGAAUGUCCUGUGCAAUUGCUGGUGUGUGCUGUGAUAUUCUCAGAUCAGUGCUUAAAGCCACUAUUCCAGGAGAUUUGUCUGACAUUCUUAAAAGUCAAAAAUCACAUCUCCGUAAAAGUAUAAAGGGGUAUCAGCAACUGAUUCUAUAUCCUUCGACAGAAGAAUUCUCCCUGGAGAAAGUUGAUUCAUCACUUUUGUAUGCACUAAUUCGCAGCAUCCAGGGUAUAAACAUUACAGCUCCUAAAAAGGGAUGGGGCAAGACACCAGACAGCACAGACAGAUCGCCGGCAGCCAAUAUUGAACGGCUAAGAAUCCAGCGUAAUGAGACGUAUGGACACCUGCCAUCUGCGUCACUGCGCGAUGAUGAGUUUAAGAAAAGAUGGGACAACAUGUGUCAGUGUGUUUCUGAGCUAGAAAGAGACGUUCUGACAGGAGACACUUAUGUGAGAAAAUUGAAUGAGAUAUUGACCAUGAGCAUGGACCCUGAAACAGAGAAGUUGUACAUGGAGACACUUCAAAGACAAUACGAAGCAGACUUAGAGGUCAAGGCCGUCAUGCUGGGAGUCAAAGGAGUUGUUACAGACGUUGCAAAGAAACAGAAAGCAAUGGCCUCGGACAUGAGGGCCAUGAAAGGAGCUGUUGAAGAUGUUGUUAAGGAACAGAAAUCGAUGGCUUCAGACAUUGAAGCCUUAACUGAAACCCACCCGGACCUAAGACCCUUGAUAGAAACAACAGUAGCAAGGAUCAAAAAGGAAAAAGAGAAGAAAUUCCUUUCCACCAAAGCCUUCCGUGAUGCUCAAAAAAAGCUACAAAAGAACAAGAUUAUAGUCAUCAAGGGUAACACAGGAGACGGCAAGACUUCUACCGCCAUUCAACUCAUGGACUUGCUGAUCAAGGAGCAACAAUGCAGGCAACCUCUUCAGCUUCACAAAAUAGAAAAUUUAGAUUUAUUAUCUCCAAAUUCUAAUUUGGUUACUUGUAUUGAUGAUAUUUUUGGGGAGAAAGAUAAAGGAAAUGCUGAUGUGCAAGAGUGGAAUCAAAGGAUUUCAAAGGUAGAUGUACUUUUUGAUAGUAAACAGACAAAUGUUCUUCUCCUUACUAUUCGUAAUGAAAUAUUUAAUGCGUUGGGAAAACGUUCCUUUGGAACAGUUUUCACCCCAAAUAAUAUCAUUGAUCUAAGCUCAAAAGAAUACAAAAUUGCAGAGGAAAGAAAAGCACUGCUAGAGUUGUAUAAACCAAAUGCAUUUUCGUGGACAGAGGAAGAAAAAAAAAGAGUUUUGACUUGUGCACCCAAUGUUGGAUUUCCCCAAUGUUGUCAUCUUUUCUAUAAUUCUGUGCAACUGCAAAAAGAGCGUGCGCGAUUUUUUGAGAAGCCGUCUGAAUUUUUGAUUGAAGCAUUAUCCAGAAUGCAAGAAUGCUCUGCAAUUUUGUUUCUCUUCCUUAAUGGAAUGCUAAGAGUAAAAGAUCUCGAUCCAAACAAUGAUAACAUCAACAAAACAUUGUUAGAUCAAGCUUUUAACAUCAAAUUAUUUGAUGGGGGAGACUACAGAGGUCCUUUGACAGUUAUGGAAAGAGUUGGAUUUGUAAAAGAAAGUUUAGACAAAUUAAUAGGGUUUUUGGUGGUGAAAGAGUAUGAUUGGUGGACGGGUGAUGAAAUGUACAAAUUCAACCAUGAUUCAAUACAUGUCACAGUAGCUCUUUUGUAUUGGAAGAAAACGCCAGUUGGUUACAUUCAGAAUUCUCCCAGGGAAUCUCUCAAAUACUUAACCAUCUCAAAAACAACCUUAAACAUGAUAGCCAUAUCAUCUGAUGAAUACACAUAUCUGUGUGAACGUCUACUCCGAGAGUUAGACAAAAGAGUGAUUAUUACAGGCAUUCGAUCUCUAGACGUUUGGAACGAUGAUGGAUUCGUUGGGAGAUUCUUUAGGUAUUUGAACGAGAAGAAGGUUGAUAAAGUCUCUGUGUUGAAUAAAGCAUGUGAUUAUGGUGUUGCAAACUGUGCUUUAUAUCUUCUGAGUGAGGGUGUCAAACCCAAUAAGGACACAGCAUGGUGGUCUUUGAUAACAGGCUGUGGUGAGUAUAGAAAGGGAGAUGUGGAUGUACUGAAGAAAGCGUUUGUGUACCUGAAUGCUGAGAUGAAAAUGGACUUGUUGUACAGAGCGUGCUGGUAUGGUUCAGAAGAAUGUGCUUCAUAUCUUCUUGAAAAGGGAGUCAAAGCUGACAAUUACACACCAUGGUGGCCAUUGAUUACAGGUAUUCGGUAUGGCGGUAAGGGAGAUGUGGAUGUACUUACAAAAGUUUAUCCAUAUGUUAGUGACAAAGCAAAGCUUAAUCUCUUGAAUGAAGCAUGUCGUUCUGUUUCAAGAGAUUGUGCUUUAUAUCUUCUGCGUAAGGGCGUCAAACCAAACCAAGGCACAGGAUUGUGGAAAUUGGUAAAAGGAAGUUAUAUGCAUGGUGAAGGUGUGGAUGUACUUAAGGAAGUUGUUAAAUACACAGAUGGAAAGAUGAGACUUAAAAUGUUGAAUCAGGCAUGUCAAUCUGGUUUCGAAGAUUGUGCUUUUUAUCUUCUACAUGAGGGAGUCAAGCCCGACAAGCACACACUGUUUUGUGUGGUGUGGGGAGGGAGUGUGAAUUUGUUGCGUUCACUGGAACAGUACAAUGUCAUUGAAACAGCAAGGUAUGACGAUAAUAACAAUGUUCUACAUGUGGCAUGUGAGGAGGAGAGAGAGGAGCUAGUGAUGCUGUUGUGUGAAAAAUACCCACGCUUAGUACGUGAAACGAAUAAAUCAGGGGAAAGACCACUCCAUAUUGCGACAAGGUCAGGAAACCGUUCUAUAAUCCAGACAGUAACCAGGGCUACGCAGGAUUGAAAAUGAAGGCACAAGUAUGAGACAGAUAGAUGUGGUGUACAUAGAAGUUGUGUUCAGUACAUGUCUCUUCUCUGUUAGUGCAGACUGCGCUACAUGUGAGAUAAUAUUUAGCUGCAAGGAGAUUUGUAUAUGUUUUUGUGAGAGAUAACAAAGGGCAGCAUUUGUUAAAUGUGAGCUGUAUAACUGGACGCAUGAAUAUUUAGGUAUAUCUAUAAAGAUUUCACAGGAUUGAACGAAGCUGCGAGUAAUAAAGGGCAGACUGAAGUGUAUGUUAUGAGAGGGGCCCAAGGAGAUUCCCAGAACUGUCCACAGCUGUGGAAAAGAAAGGAAGAAGUAAAGUUAUUCAGCCUUUUACAUUCUAAUUGUACAAAUCAUGCACAUAUAUAAAUCAUAUAAGUGAAAAAAGUUCUAACGUCUUUGAUGAAAAAUCAAUUUCAUCCGCGAAUGUUUUUAAAUCAUCUGAUCCGAAGGAUCGGAAUUCCGUUGAGUCAUCGUGUUACGUCCUUCUUCGUGCGCCAUGCGUAAACUUUUAAACUUUAGCUCUUAGGUUGCUCGUGUGAGAUUCAGCUCCAACUUUCUUGAAAUGAUAUUACGGUUCUCCUGGCAAACUGUUCCUAUUUUUCGGCUCAUUCUGAAAUCCGCAUUUUGUUUUUCUCGUCAACACUACUGGAGCAUUUAAACGAAAUCAGGUGAGAAUAUUGAGAAACUUCAUUGAACAAAGCGUUGUUGCUUUUGUUAACUUUACUAUUGAAAUUCAGGUUUGUUUGAAUAAGUUAGUUAUUGUUCAUACUUGCAUAUUUCUGUGUUAUAUUUGAUAUAAGUUACUUGUUUAUAUAUCAAAUGAUUGUUUACUUCUUCGAACGUGAAAUUUUCAUAUUACGUUCGGAGUAGAUUCACUAAAACUUCAAGAUUGUCUAAAUGCUGACCAUUGGGUUAUAUUAUCUACAUUUCCAAUAUUUUUCUGUUACCAGGGCAGAGCUAAGGUUAUUUAUGAUAACAUGGAAAUGGUGUUACCCAUUUAUAUAGAUAAGAAUAAUUACAGAUAACUUGUACUAGGAGAAAUCAUGCUACACCUGUCCUUAAUAUCCUUUGCCCCGGGGUUUCAUUAGUUUCGGUUUACGUUAUGGAAGCUCCCUCUGGAAUGUCUCUCCAUUACAAUUGUUAUAAUACACCUGUAGGCUAUAUCCCUUGUCUUUGGGAGUCAUUACUUUUCAAGAUGGAGCUUUCCUUCGGCACGUCUCUACAUUAUAGUUGCUAUUAUACACCUGAAGGUGGUAUCCAUUGUCCCAGUGGACUAAGACCACAAUUAAUUUCACUAUAUGUUUCAUUGUAACAUUAAAAUUCAUAACUAAGUCCCAAAGUUUCAUCUGCAAAUUUCCAUUU